AUGGUCGAGCCUGUUGCGCGUCCUCGUGUUAAUGAAGUACAGACAUUCAGAGGAGUGUCGCUAAUUGCCCCCGGCUCUUUACGCACCACCACAACACCACCGAGACGCACUCCCACCGCGGCCGCGCAUUCCUCCCGACGCAACACCGCCAGCAGCCGCCUAUUUAAAGCCCCUGGAUCUGUCUUUAUAGACCAAAGAAGCCGCGUACUGAGGAGCGGGGAGUUGGAAGAGAAAGCAAACAGUGCCAAUAGAUCAGCAAUGGACGCGUUGAUGAAGGGAUUCUCCAAAGCCAAGGAGGGAGUCGCGGCGGCGGCGGAGAAAACCAAGCAGGGAGUGACCGGAGCCGCGGAGAUGACGAAGGAUGGAGUGAUGUUUGUGGGCACGAAGACCAUGGAUGGAGUGACAACAGUCGCCGGUAAGACGGUGACGGGAGUGUCCCAGGUGAGCGGAGCCAUGGUCACCGGGGUAACGGCUGUGGCCCAUAAAACCGUGGAGGGGGCGGGGAAUAUUGUCGCUGCCACCGGAUUGGUCAAGAAGGAUCCGGCCAAACAGGAAACUGAAGAAGCCGCAGCGUCAGAGGAAGUGGCCGAGUCUCCCAUCCACAGCGACUCCCCGGACGUCUCUGAGGUCUGCAAUUAG
Messenger RNA from Knipowitschia caucasica, 639 nucleotides. The record is from the annotation of a GenBank genome assembly. Lineage: Eukaryota; Metazoa; Chordata; Actinopteri; Gobiiformes; Gobiidae.